Alligator mississippiensis (American alligator) is the source of this 2009-nucleotide messenger RNA. It is a transcript of the gene NFKBIB, whose product is annotated as NFKB inhibitor beta. Gene Ontology annotation, molecular function: protein binding. Lineage: Eukaryota; Metazoa; Chordata; Crocodylia; Alligatoridae. Gene Ontology annotation, biological process: signal transduction; cellular response to lipopolysaccharide. The record is from RefSeq and is a predicted model, not a curated record. The transcript has 6 exons. The coding region runs from base 91 to 1116 and encodes 341 amino acids. Gene Ontology annotation, cellular component: cytosol.
CAUUGGUGGGCGGCGGGGAUUCCCCGGGAGCUGCCCCGCCCCCCUCUCCCGUCGGUGCAGCGGGCCCGGGGCUGCGGCGCCCCUGCCGCCAUGUCGGGCCAGGCCGAGGCCGAGGCGGAGCGGGGCGUGGAGGCCGAGAGCGAGACGAAGGCGGGCCCGGAGGAGUGGUGCGACAGCGGGCUGGGCUCGCUAGGCGAGGGGCCGCUGUCGCUCCCGGGCGCGCCGGGCCCCGAGGGCGGCGGGGAGCGGGAGCGGGAUCGGGAUCGGCUGGACUCGGCGCUGGGGGACGAGGAGGAGGAGGAGGAGAAGGAGGCGGCGGCCGUGGGGGCGCUGGCGCAGGGCGUGGGGUCGGUGCGGCUCCGCGACCCGCCGCCCGUGGCCCCCGAGGCCUGGCUGCGCCACGUGCUGGGCUUCCUCACGGAGGACGGCGACACCGCCCUGCACCUGGCCGUCAUCCACGAGCACGAGCCCUUCCUCGACUCCAUCCUGCACUUCGCGCGCGGCACCGCCUACCUCGACCUGCAGAACGACCUGGGCCAGACCGCGCUGCACAUCGCCGCCAUCCUGGGCGCCGCCGGCUUCGUGCGCAAGCUGACGGGGGCGGGCGCGGGGCUGGGCCUGCGGGAGAAGGGCGGCCGCACCGCCCUGCACCUGGCCUGCCGCGAGGGCCGGCGCGACUGCGCCCGACACCUCCUCGCCCCGCCCGGCGCCCGCCUCUACCUGGACUGCGCCAACUACGACGGUUUCACGCCCCUGCACGUGGCCGUGCUGCAGAAGGACGUGGAGAUGGUGAAGCUGCUUCUGGGCGCCGGCGCCGACCUCGAUAAGGCGGAGCCGAGCUGUGGGCGCAGCCCCCUGCACCUGGCGGUGGAAGCGCAGUGCCCCGAGGUGGUGGAGUGCCUCCUGCGCGCCGGCGCGGACCCCGGCGCCCGCAUGUACGUGGGCUACACGCCCCUGUACAGCGCCCUGCACCGGCCCGACCGCAGGAUCCCGCAGCUGCUGCGGGACUUCGGCUCCCAGGAGCCCGACUGGGACUCGGAGCCGGAGAGUCCCGACGACGCCAGCGACGAUGAAUAUGACGACAUCAUCAUCAACAGUGGAUAUUAUAAGAACUGAUGGGGGGUGGUCUCCCCUGCCCCCCUCUCCUCUCCUCUGCGGGUGGAUUUGGGACAGCCUCGUUGCCCGGCCCGGCCUCUGCUAUUGCCAGUGGCCCCCCGGACCCCCAACGCGUCCCCUGCCCGCUCUGGGGCCCCUUCAUCUCCUGCCGGCCUGAGACCAGUUUGUUGUGCCGCGGGCAGGGCAGGCUUGGCCCCUACCUCGCCAGCACCUGCCUGCCCUAGUGUAGAGGAGCCCCUGCCGCGGCGGCUACCAGCUCUAGAUCUCGGCUGCCAAAGACCUGAGGUCUGUAGAGCGGUGCCGAUUGCCGCCCCCCCGCUUUAGGAUCCCAGACUCUUGGGCUCUCGUGCCCGUGACCUUUGGGCUCUAGUAACCCCAUCUCCUUCCAGCGGUGGCACAAGUCGGGGAUCCCUCCCCGAACUGCCCCUUCCACCUCUCAGCCCCGAGCUGUGCAGACAUGGGGGCAGGGAAAUGCUGCUCUCAGACCAGAGAGACCAUUCCCAAUACUGGGCUGGACUGGUCCCCUAUCCCAGUGUGGACACAGUGGUGCCCAGGGGGAGGACCGGGUUCUGUCUCUGCUCCGUCAGCUGUGGGAGGUUUUGCCCACCCGCCCCUUGCAACUCCUCCAGCCCUGGAGGCGGGGAGCUGCCGAUCCCUGCCUCGGCCCUGCCCCAGGGAAAGGGGCGUGUGUGUCUCCUCUCCGUGUGCGUCCAGCUUCUCUGUGUGUGGUGUGGCCCCCCCGUGUCGUUCCUACCACUCCAGCGUGCGUCUGCGUGGUCCGUGUCUGCGUGCCUGUCCUGUUCUUGUCUGGAUCUUGCCCUGUGCUGUGUAUGUUAACGAGGGUGGGUGGCUGGGUGGGGGGGGGCACGUGAUUAAAACUCUUGCCCCAUUCA